AUGAAUGUAACGGAAGAUUUAAGUCAGUUCUUCACUGAUGAGCCUAUUCAACGAUUAGAUUCAUCUGUUCUUCGGAGGUUAAAUCCAAGAAAAUAUUGGACUGUGAAAAAAAUUAUCGAUCAGAUGGGAUCAUUAUCAGCCAAGGCACAAGGCUUGCGAAAAUCGCUGACAACAUAUGAAAAGAUAAUUGACUCAGAUGAGCGUCAAAUUUUAUAUAUAUUGUGGAAAAAAGAUGUAGAAUAUAGUGGUCGGAACAUAAUAAUUGGAUUACUUAAAAUUGGUUAUAAAAAUUUAUAUCUAACUGACGAAAAGAAUCAAACCUAUCAAACAACACCUCUAUGUAUACUCGAUUUUUACAUUCAUGAUUCGUUACAAAGACGGGGCUAUGGGCACACGCUUUUUGAUUAUAUGUUGCAAUGUGAAAAAUCAUCAGCAAGUGAAGUUGCCAUCGAUAAACCGUCCGAUUCAUUGAUCCAGUUCAUGGGAAAACAUUAUGAUUUAAAAGAUCCUAUCUGGCAGACUAUAAAUUUUGUCGUCUAUGCUUCAUUUUUUGAACAUAUCGAACCUUGUAACCAAGAUUUGCACAAGAAACAGCAACAGAAUCUCUCUUCUAAAGUCCAAUAUGUUGAGAGGAAUUAUCCAUCUCGAGGAAGAGAUAAUGUUGGUGAUAUCAUGCGAAGCGCCACAGAGCUCCCAACUCGAAUAUAUUCAGCUCCAGAUACUCCUCUUGGUCGCAAAGUAGCCCGAGAUUUGGGUCAUCAGAUGAUUUGGUGA
This is a messenger RNA of Dracunculus medinensis (Guinea worm), 774 nucleotides long. Lineage: Eukaryota; Metazoa; Nematoda; Chromadorea; Rhabditida; Dracunculidae. The record is from the annotation of a GenBank genome assembly.